GGUGGGCGGUGGUCAUGCGCCGUUCGCCAGUCGAGGUCUCCGUGUGGUGGUGCGAGGGCGUGCAGUGCACGAGCAGGGUGUGAGGUGUGCUUUUACCAGGUGUGUUCAGGAUUUUGCGACGAUACUGCUAAGGAUUGAUACACGUGGCCAUGUGGAGCAAAAAACAGACCUGGUGACGCCCGGUUGCCAUGACAACACACCGCUGGCGGCGCGGCCGGCCGGCAUUUUUACCUCUCCACCGUCCGUGCAUCACGGUCGCCAUGAGAUGAGGCCCUGGAGGAGACUGCGGCGGCAGCGGACCACCCUGCUGUCGCCGCUGCUGUCGCCGCUGCUGUCGUUACUGCUGUCGUUACUGCUAGUCACUGGCUGUGCCGGACUCCCGCAGCAGAUCGACAGGAAUGGAGAUCUGGCAGCAGCAAAUGCGGCACUGUCGGCGCGGCUGCUACAAACAGCUGGCGGCGGUCACAAGCGUCACGUGACUCGGCCUCAGGUUCGGCCACCACCACCACAGCUGCCACCUGGCGGUGACCCAGCAGCCGCGCUCAAGGUCAUCCGACGCCGCAAGGUGUUGGCACCGCGCGCGCAACGUCGUGAUGACGUCACGAGUAGUGAUGACGUCACAGAGCGGACAUUUCGUGAGUCUCUGCGGCCCCCGUUUCUGGCACUGCUGAACGAGACUCACUUCAGCCUACAGCCGGAGUUUGUGCUUGCACACGCGUCCGAGCACAAAGUGGAACCGUUCCGCGGGUUUGGUGAAAAGCUCGAUACGCCCGGUGUUGCGGGCCGUCCGAGAGACUUUCGUGCAGUGCCGCGGUCGGACGGCAGUGGUGCCCAGAGAGCGAACUCCACCGCAGAGGAGGGGCUAGUGAGUGAGCCCAGCGAGAGGCAUGGGAAAGUGAUAGUGAGGCGGAAAAAGGUGCGAGUGGUUAACGCGAAAGACAGUGCUGAUGAAAAUGAUGAGGAAGUGCAAACGGGAGAUAAAUCGGGUGAAAAGAAGACACCAGAGGAAGCUUCGACUUCAAAUGUGUCCCAAAGUGAUGAGAAAGGCUUACAAAAUUCCGCAGCGAAAUCGAUCAAACCAGAAACAACUACAGAAAAAUCUACUGCCGGUGCUCCUCCGGUAUCUGACGAAAAGUCAGACGACAUCGGCAUCGUUCCUCGAAGAAUAGCAUCUAAGCGAAGGCCGGGACGGCUGCUGGUACCUCUUUCAAAGACAACAAACCCACCAACUCCAGAUGAGCCAACAGCUGGCCGCAAAGAGAAGCCUGAACCAGCGGUAACCAGCACUAGGAAAGACUCCAGUAGCACUACUGAGAGAACAACUAGUGCACCUGAUAACGAAGUCCCUUCACCCAACGUUCGUCGAAGGCCCCCGGGUAUUACUCGCAGCACAACUACACCUCGUACGUCCACAACUACAUCUCCUUCAACCACGUCUUCCACUACCCCGUCCAUCACAAAGUCUCCCGCCCGACGCAGACUGUCUGAAGCUGCCCUACGUCGUCGUGAGAGGUUCCGUAACCGAGCGUCACGCCUCAGACCGAACGGCACAACCACAGCUGUGUCCACCACUGAAGCCACGCCGGUAAACAAAGAGAAAAAGGAGGUGGAGAAGGUGUUGGGCCUUCUGGCGAGGAUCAGAAACAGGUCCCGCGCUCGGCUCUCCUUCCUACCAAAGCGAAGAGGUGAAAAGGAUAAAGAACCGACGGUGACAUCGACAGCCGCUACUCCAAGCAGUGCUCCUACCUCAGAGCCGAGAUCAACAAGCACUACAUCUACAACAACCACAGAAGCGGCAACUACUACUACGCCCACUUCAGCAACAACCACUACGACACCUUCAACGACAACAACAGCAAAAACGACCACGACCACCGAAACAACAACAACGACCUCAGAAGCAACAUCAACAUCAACAUCAACAACACCAACGACGACGACACUGAGAACAACAACGAGGCCUACCACGACGGAACAGACCACUCAAUCAACAACAACCACUACGUCCUCGCCUUCCUCUUCGGCAACUACAGAAACUAACUCCAAGUCAUCUUCCGAACGCACAACCUUGCCUUCCUCAAAUAUCAGUAGCGCGUCUCAGAUUACAACUCCUUCCACAUUACCUGUACAGGAAGAAACUGACUAUUCUUCUCCUGCGGUACCGGCGAACCCUCUUUCCACGAAGCGUCGCCAACGACCCGACACCCUUCGCCACACGCCGUCAACUCCAAACACCGAUCAGUCAAAUCUCCUAGCACGUCGGCUGGAGGAACGCCGCCACACGUUCUCUUUGAGGAGCGGCCCAAAGGCCGGUCAGAGACACGUUCUUCCUCCAACCAUUCCCCCAUUCCCGCUGUUGCUGUCGACUAUCAAAUCUGCACAGCAGCGAGGUCUUCUGGGUAGGAACGUCACCAUUUCGGUAACCUUUCCUAGAGGUACGCUGGGACUUCCGAGAGGCAGACCAGUGCUUCCCGGACCAAGAACAAGUUCAGCUCCACCAAGCCUGGCUGCAUCAGAGGCAAGCUCUAAAGAAUUGCCAACUGUCACUCCAGCCCAAAUUCCAGUCUCGAAGAUCGAGUCAGAAAAUCAAGAGCCAAAGGAAGAUGAACAUCAAGUCUCCAAACUGGACGAGCAGAGCAAUGAUAGCCACCCGGACGAGACCAGCAGUCAGACAGGAAAUGCCACCGAUAUUCAGCGGACUGUGCUAGGAACAUCACUGGAGACUUCAGUGUCCAUUGCCGUCUCUCCGUUGGAGUUCAAAUUGAGGAAACGCGUGAAGUUGCCGACAGAGGCUGAGGAAGAAGCGACAGUGACGGAAUAUAGUCCACCUGACACUAGCCAACGAACAAGGAGACCGUUGAAUGCAGUCAUUUCCAGCCAAGCUCCACUAGAGGUAGACGAAGCGAAGCAAAAAGAGGACCAGCGUGGCACAUACUCUAUAUUGAUUGACAACAGAAGUAGUUCGACCGGUUCAGUGCCAGUGAGUAGUCAGAGACCACCAGUUCUAGAGAGCAGUGUAAUAAGAACAACCGAAGCCCCGAUUCUGGCACAUGAAGAAACCGAAUCGUCACAAACUAGAGGUGAUGAACAGGCCAGUAUUCAAGAUCUGCCAUCAUCAGCCAACGUUGACAACAAAGACGAGGUACCAAAUGUGGAUGAGAGUGUCAUCGUGAAACAACAAGUACCAAAGGCGGACAACAGUGCAAAAACAGAGAGCGAUGCAUUAAGCGUGCGCUUUGGCUUGAAGCCGGGAAGGAGACCGGAUUCACCAUCUUCAACCAUUGCCAACCCGAGCACAAACAAGUUCUCUGACUCACACGGUCACAGCUACCACAGCCAUAAAGACCAUUCGUACGUGCAGGGAUUCUCUCCCAACUCUGAACUCAAAGAGCACAAACGUGAUUCGCAAAACUCCGAAGACAGAGAGUCAUUCAUCCCAAAGUCAUCUAAUGAGGGUUACGGCUACAUUAGCGAUGAUGAUUUGGAACUGGAUACGGGCUUCCCCUACUAUGAGCCUGAUGACCUGGCAGCUUCUGCCUCCACAACCAUGGCAACUUUUCUCCGCCCUUCAGAGACUGAGAUGGAGCGUAUCCUAGCAGAUGAAAAUUCUGACCUGCCUCCGACACCUCCGUCAGGUCCUGUCGUACAUUACGCGGACCACCAUCAACCAGUCGGGCAGUCUCCCUCGUCCGAAGCCUCUGCAACACCUGCUUCACCACCUUCAGUAGAGUACUCAACAUCUCCUUCGACAUCAUCUCCUACACGAUCUUCCUCAACCACGCCGCGUCAGGCCCGUGUUUUGGAGAUUGAUAGAAAACCCCAAGUGGUUUCUCCAGGGUCUGAGGACGUUGAAGAGCCUGGAGGACCCAUCUAUCUGGUCUCGCUGCUCUUUGUCGUCCCCGUGGUUGCCGUGCUGGUGUGGUAUCUGAAGAAGAACCAUCCCGACGUGCAAAACCUGCUGCCGGAGCGUCUGAAGGCAAUGAUGGCCCAGGAAACGUCGGACAACGCUCAGGAAAACUUCUACCCUGUCGAAGUGGACGAAGUUGUCGGCAAACCUUCCACAUCUCACUCUCACGACACUCUGGCCCGGCGGCGGCGCUGGGAGCACCCCCGGGAGACGCUCCGACUGCAGAGCGUGCUCGGAGAGGGACACUUUGGUCAGGUGUGGAGAGCCGAGGUGGAUAACAUCGGAGGUCACCAGGGCACCCUACUCGUCGCUGUGAAAAAUGCCAAGGAGAGCGCGACCGCCAAGGAGCAUCAGGACCUGCUGAGGGAGCUGAGGAUCAUGCAGGAUCUGGGCAGUCACCCCAACGUGGUCACUCUACUUGGAUGCUGCACCACCGAAGAGCCGGUGCUAGUGAUUAUGGAGUACAUGGUGUUCGGCAAGCUGCUCACCUACCUGCGUGAGAACCGCGGCCGGCACAACUACUACAACUUCUCACACGACUCUGCCGUGCUUACCUCACCGGAUCUCACCCUGUUCGCGUGCCAGGUGGCCGCCGGGAUGGAGUACAUCGCCGGAAAAGGGAUCGUGCACCGCGACCUGGCGGCCCGUAACAUUCUGGUAGAUCACACCAAAGUCUGUAAGGUCUCAGACUUUGGGAUGUCGCGCAGUGUCAAAGAGAUCAGCGCGGAGGUGUUUGAACAGAAACACCGGGGUGCUCUGCCGAUUCGCUGGAUGUCUCCCGAGUCCCUGUACCAUAACACAUUCAAUCAGCAGACCGACUGCUGGAGUUUCGGCAUACUGCUCUGGGAAAUCAUCACACUCGGUUCCACGCCCUACCCUGGUCUCUCGGCCCGCGAAGUGAUGCGCUCGGUCCGCGAGGGGUACCGGCUGGAGCGUCCCGAUCACUGUCAUCCGCAGCUGUACCAGCUGGCCAGCAGCUGCUGGGCAGCUGAGCCCAGCUGGCGACCCACCUUCACCGAACUGAGAAACGAACUCGAGACGCUGCUGGAGGAUCAGAACCAGGGUUACGUUGACCUCGACCGGUUCCAAGAGGAAAUCUACAGCACGCUCCACAAGUCCAGUGACGAAAAAGUGUGACGUCAUCGAGAGGUCAUUCAUUGAAGUGUGAUGUCAUUGCGGCGACAAAAGUUCGUCAUUGUUUGUGCGUGUGGUGGAUCAAGUAUGUGCUUGCGGUAAACUUGGUGUCACAAAGCAUGCACCGAAGAACGCUGUGUAGAAACUGUGUGACGUCAACGCUAUCAAAGUGACGUCAUUUGUGUCAGUGAGUCACCUAUCCGUGGCGUUUAUGACGUCAUUCUAGCGUUCCUCGGCAGGUCGUACGCUGCCAGUUCUGAUCCAAAGAGGGGUGCGGGAUUAAACCGGGACCAAUGGACACGAGUUGCAGGUUCUACUCGCUCGAAGCGUUUGUGUGAUCGUCACAAGGGUCGCGUCGUGCUCGAACGAAUGGUUUUUCUGGUCCCUUCGGGUGAGCAUUGACCCCGAUCACGUGACCUGAGCAGAAGAACUCUGUUCUCUGGGGUGACAUCGGGUCAAUCGUCUUGAGUCUCAGUAUGUCAACGAUCAAAUGCUUUUUCGUUAGCGCCGUAAAGCGACAUGUCUUGCCCAAAUUUCAGAAUCUCACCAGGUUCGAAGUAUACACUGUGUACUAAGUGAUGAAUGUAUUGAUAGUGAAGGCAUGCGUGUUUGCGAACGGCAUAUAGCCCGGUGAGCUGUAAGAGGUAGUAGUGCAUAAGUUAUUAAUUUGUCUGCAAGUGAGUGGGCUGCUUCAAGUGUUUGUCACUGAAGCUGUUGUCAGUAUUGGCGCGAUCUUGCGACAUAUUCGCUGGAUCGCUAGUGUUUGUUGACAUAAAUAAUAUGUAAUGUCAACAUGUGUCUUACUUUGUAAAAUGUGUCAAUCGAGUGUCGUGGAUUAUUGUUAAAUGAAGUUGUAACAAAAU
Amphibalanus amphitrite is the source of this 5904-nucleotide messenger RNA. Its product is annotated as mucin-17-like. The coding region runs from base 266 to 5044 and encodes 1592 amino acids. Lineage: Eukaryota; Metazoa; Arthropoda; Thecostraca; Balanomorpha; Balanidae. Gene Ontology annotation, biological process: positive regulation of kinase activity; multicellular organism development; cell surface receptor protein tyrosine kinase signaling pathway. Gene Ontology annotation, cellular component: signaling receptor complex. Gene Ontology annotation, molecular function: transmembrane receptor protein tyrosine kinase activity; ATP binding. The record is from RefSeq and is a predicted model, not a curated record. The transcript has 12 exons.